AUGGGCAAUUCGCUUUCAUCUUCUCCUUCUCCUGAGCAAAGCUCACAGCCAGAAAUACCACUGAGAGGGGAUGAGGCAAUAAUCACGGGGAUUGCUACCGAGUGGCCGUCUCGACUAAUAGGCCCCGAAGAAUUGAACAAGUAUGCCUUGAAAUUUUAUCCCGAAAAUCCUCCAUGGCUCCAGAAGUUGCUCAUGCUCAAUGCCAAGACAGGUAUCGAGACACGAGCUGUCAUCGAUUUAUGGGAUGAUCCUCGCUGGCUUGGGGACCAACCACCCACCGCUGAGGAGGUGGACACCGCAUUUCGGGAAUAUGGUGUCGAACUCGCAAAAAAGGCUGCCCUAAAAGCCCUCCGGGAAAGUAACAUCGAUCCAUCCUCAAUCACGCAUAUGGUGUCCGUGACUGCAACAAAUGCCGGAGCUCCAGGAUACGAUCAACUUGUCGCUCGUGACCUGGGUCUCCCUGAUACGACAGAACGAGUCCUGCUCAGCGGAGUUGGCUGUGCAGGCGGGUGUGCAUCCCUCCGACUUGCUUCUGCACUAGCAGAUGCAGCCACACACCGGAAAAAAGAAGCACGGAUCCUCAUCGUCGCAUGUGAGCUCUGCAGCAUUCAGAUCAGAUCAGAGCUGCACGCUGCUUCACAGUCUCCCAUCACUAGAAUCGGCCCAGUCAUUUUCAGUGACGGUGCAGCAGCACUUGUCGUUUGCAACUCUCUUGGAAUGAGCGAUAAGACGCCUAAGCAAUUCGCAAUCGUUGAUGAUAAAAGCGUCACCACCUCCGGAACACAAGAAGAUAUGUCGGUGAAAGUCUCUACAUAUGGCUUUCUAGCCACAUUUUCGAAGAAGAUUCCUGAACUGGCAAUCGGAUCCAUGAAAGCUCCCCUCCAGUGCCUGUUGCAAACUAACGGGAUGUCCUCCGCGUCUCCAACGGACUUCUAUUGGGCUCUUCAUCCAGGAGGCCGAGCUAUCAUCGAGGGUGUCCAGGCCGCUUUCAACUUGCCUGAAGACUCAUUGUCAGCCAGUUAUGAGAUCUACAGAACAAGGGGGAACUCCUCGAGUGUUUCGAUUUUAGCGGUGUUGGAAAAAGUGCGGGAAAAGAAGUUGCAAACACCGAAUGUCGUUGCAUGUAGUUUUGGAACCGGUAUCAGGACAGAGAUAGCCCUACUACGCCGCUUGGAAUAA
Molecule: messenger RNA, 1179 nt
Organism: Aspergillus luchuensis
Lineage: Eukaryota; Fungi; Ascomycota; Eurotiomycetes; Eurotiales; Aspergillaceae
Exons: 2
Coding region: 1-1179 (392 amino acids)
Biological process (GO): polyketide biosynthetic process
Molecular function (GO): acyltransferase activity, transferring groups other than amino-acyl groups
Source: RefSeq, a predicted model, not a curated record